This is a messenger RNA of Salvelinus fontinalis (brook trout), 6113 nucleotides long. Its product is annotated as DENN domain-containing protein 5A-like. The transcript is spliced from 24 exons. Lineage: Eukaryota; Metazoa; Chordata; Actinopteri; Salmoniformes; Salmonidae. The coding region runs from base 217 to 4200 and encodes 1327 amino acids. Gene Ontology annotation, molecular function: guanyl-nucleotide exchange factor activity; small GTPase binding. The record is from RefSeq and is a predicted model, not a curated record.
CCCUCUACGCAGAGGUAAUGCAAGGGGUUGCGAAGAUCUGAGACAGAUGAAAACAGCUGUACUUGAAGACCCAUAAUGCAUUUCGGCGAGCAUACUGUUCUGAUUUUCAGGCUUUGCAGUACAUCCACAAUGGCUGCGCGAAAUCACUACGCGAUCCUUUAAUAUGCACCCAGCUGAAAAAGCCGAGGAAAAGGGUACCACUGGACCAGUCUCAAAAUGACCACCGGCUUCAGCUCGAAUUCAUGUCGAUUCGCAGAUUAUUUUGUUAUCUGCGGACUUGACACUGAAAGCGGGCUUGAACCAGACGAACUGUCAGCUUUAUGCCAGUAUAUAGAGGCUACUAAAUUCAGAGAUGGGGCCAGAGGAUUGGCGAGUGCAGAUGAAGGUGAGAAUUUUGAGCAGAGUCCACUGCGGAGAACCUUUAAGUCCAAAGUUCUAGCGCACUACCCAGAGAAUGUGGAGUGGAGUCCCUUUGACCAGGAUGCCGUUGGCAUGCUGUGUAUGCCAAAGGGUCUGGCCUUCCGCACGCAGGCGGACACACGCGAGCCUCAGUUCCAUUCCUUCAUCAUCACGCGGGAGGACGGCUCGCGGACGUACGGCUUUGCCCUCACUUUCUACGAGGAGGUGACCAGCAAGCAGAUCUGCAGUGCCAUGCAGACCCUGUACCACAUGCACAAUGCCGAACAAUACGACAUCCUGCACACCCCCACCACCCCGCGGUGCCCCGAGGACCAGCGCCACCUCCAUCCCCACCCUCUCAACCCCCACCCCCAACACACGCUUCUCCCCACGCCCUCCAUCUCCCGGCUGCAGCGCUUCAACUCCUACGACAUCAGCCGCGACACGCUCUACGUGUCCAAGUGCAUCUGCCUCAUCGCGCCCAUGGCCUUCCCCCAGGCCUGCAGGAAGGUGCUCCAGCAGCUCCACCAGGCCGUCUCCUCCCCCCAGCCCCCACCCCUCCCCUUGGAGAGCUACGUCUACAACAUCCUGUACGAGGUGCCCCUGCCUCCCGCUGGGCGCUCCCUGAAGUUCUCGGGGGUGUAUGGGCCAGUGGUGUGCCAGAGGCCCAGCACGGCAGAGCUGCCUCUCUUUGACUUCCCUAUCAGCCAGGUGUUUGAGCUGCUGGGGGUGGAGAACGUCCUCCAGCUGUUUACCUGCACCCUGUUGGAGAUCCAGAUCCUGCUCUACUCACAGCAUUACCAGAGGCUGAUGACUGUGGCGGAGAGCAUCACAGCCUUAAUGUUCCCUUUCCAGUGGCAGCAUGUCUAUGUGCCCAUCCUGCCCGCCUCACUGCUGCACUUCCUGGAUGCCCCAGUGCCCUAUCUGAUGGGCCUACACUCCAACGGAGAGGGUGACCGCACCAAACUAGAGCUGCCUCAGGAGGCCAACUUGUGUUUCGUGGACAUCGACAACCACUUCAUCGAGCUGCCAGAGGACCUCCCUCUGUUCCCCAACAAGCUAGAGUUCAUCCAGGAGAUCUCCGAGGUGCUGUUGGCCUUCGGUGUGUCUCCGGAGGGGAACCCGCUGCACAGCCAGGGCCAGGCCAAACACCGGGGCUUCCGCUCCACCGACAUGGUUACGGACAGACGCAACGGCAACCUGGCCAGCUCGCCCCUCAACUCCUACCUGCUGAGGGAGAACGAGACCAUCGCUAGACUGCAGGCCCUGGUCAAGAGGACUGGGGUCAGCCUGGGGAAGCUGGAUGUGAGGGAGGAUGCCAGCAGCAACAAGGACCUGAAGGUGCAGUGUGAUGAGGAGGAGCUGAAGAUGCACCAGCUCAACAUCCAGGUGCGAGAGGUCUUCGCCAACCGCUUCACCCAGAUGUUCGCCGACUACGAGGUGUUUGUCAUCCAGCCCAACCAGGACAAGGAGUCCUGGUUCAGCAACAGGGACCAGAUGCAGAACUUUGACAAGGCAUCCUUCCUCUCUGAUCAGCCUGAGCCCUACCUGCCGUUCCUGUCCCGUUUCCUGGAGACUCAGAUGUUCGCCUCCUUCAUCGAUAGUAAGAUCCUUUGCCAUGAUGAUGAGGACAAGGAACACACGUUGAGGGUGUUUGACUCCCGCGUGGACAAAAUCCGCAUGCUGAACGUGCGCACGCCCACCCUGCGCACCUCCAUGUACCAGACGUGCACCAAUAUCGACGAGGCGGACAAACUCCUUCAAAAGCGAUAUGAGAAAAUUUAUUUUGUCUCCCCUGAACCUCACUCCAUUGGGUUAGAGAUCUACAAGGCUCACCUUAAGAAGGCCAUAGAGAUGCGGGUGGUUAAGAUCGACCACACGGCCCUGCAUCCCCACCUGCUGGAUAUGAAGAUUGGCCAGGGUCGCUACGAACACGGCUUCUUCCCCCGGCUGCAGUCUGACGUGCUCUCCACUGGACCCGUCAGCAACAAAUGGGCGAAGAGGAGUGCUCCAGCACAGUGGAGGAGGAAGGACAGACAGAAACAACACGCUGAACACCUUUACCUGGACAACGACCAGAGAGAGAAAUACAUCCAGGAGGCCAGGAACCUGGGCACUACCAUCCGGCAGCCCAAGCUGUCCAACCUCUCCCCUUCCGUCAUCGCUCAGACCAACUGGAAGUUUGUGGAGGGUCUGCUGAAGGAGUGCAGGAAUAAGACCAAGCGCAUGCUGGUUGAGAAGAUGGGCAGGGAGGCGGUGGAGCUGGGUCAUGGGGAGGUCAGCAUUACAGGCGUGGAGGAGAACACACUUAUCGCCUCCCUUUGUGACCUGCUGGAGAGGAUCUGGAGCCACGGGCUGCAGGUCAAACAGGGUAAAUCUGCCUUGUGGUCCCACCUGCUCCACUAUCAGGAGAGCAAAGAGAAGACGGAUGCAGCACCGGCCGGUUUGGGUCACCCAGGUCUCAUCCACGACAUAGAGAGACGCAAGUCUGACGCUGGCGCUGCCUUGGCCCCUCUCAAGGUAUCCCUGAUCAGGGACAUGAGACACAUCCAGAACAUUGGGGAGAUCAAGACAGACGUGGGCAAGGCCAGGGCCUGGGUGAGGCUCUCCAUGGAGAAGAAACUGCUGUCCAGGCACCUCAAAAAGCUGCUGUCUGACCAUGAACUUACAAAGAAACUAUACAAGCGUUAUGCUUUUCUGCGCUGUGACGAUGAGAAAGAGCAGUUCCUGUACCACCUCCUCUCCUUCAACGCUGUGGACUACUUCUGUUUCACCAAUGUCUUCACCACCAUCAUGAUCCCAUACCAUGUGCUGGUGAUUCCCAGUAAGAAAUUAGGAGGCUCCAUGUUCACAGCCAACCCCUGGGUGUGUGUGUCUGGGGAGCUGGCUGAGACCGGGGUGCUCCAGGUCCCCAAGCACACUCAGGAGAUCACCUUUGAGUGCCAGAACCUAGGCAAGCUGACCACAGUGCAGAUGGGCCAUGAUAACUCAGGUCUUUACGCCAAGUGGCUUGUGGAGUAUGUUAUGGUCCGGAAUGAGAUCACAGGUCAUGCUUACAAGUUCCCGUGUGGCCGGUGGCUGGGGAAGGGGGUGGACGAUGGAAGUCUGGAGAGGGUCCUGGUGGGAGAGCUAGUGACACCAAACUCAGAGAACGAGGACAGAAUGUGUCGUACGCCCCCCAUGCAGCAGUCCCCUGGGAUGAUGAGGAGGUUUGUCACCAUCUCACCAAACAGCAAACCAAAGUUGAACACUGGUCAGAUCCAAGAGGGAGUGGGAGAGGCCAUCAAUGGGAUAGUGAAGCACUUCCACAAGCCAGAGAAGGAGAGGGGCAGUCUGACCCUUCUGCUGUGUGGGGAGUAUGGUCUAGUCUGGGCUUUAGAGCAGGUGUUCCAGCAUAGCUUCAAAUCCCCACGCCUCUUUAAGAAUGUCUUCAUCUGGGACUUCUUAGAAAAGUCACAAGUGUACUUUGAGAGUGCUGAGCAGAGGGAGGUGACUCCAGAUGAGAACUGGCAAACCAGAGUACGCCACUUCUGCCGCUUUAUGCGGGCCAUCAACAGCACAUCUAGGAACAUAGGCAAGGAUGGGAAGUUCCAGAUGCUGGUGUGUCUGGGUGCCAGGGACCAUUUGUUACACCACUGGAUCGCUCUCCUCGCAGACUGUCCAAUCACAGUGCAAAUGUACGAAGACACAGCACUGAUAAAGGACCGCUCAUUGGUAAAUUCUCUGAUCAGAGUGCUACAGACUUUGCAGGAGUUCAACAUUACCCUAGAAGCUUCACUUGUCAAAGGGAUCGGUAUCUAGGCCCUCCUUCGUUCACACCAAUUGGACCUGACUAAGGAAGACUGUUAGGAAAACUAAAGAUCAAUUUAACCUUUUUAUGCAGAAAGAGACUUGAACAAUUAAGGGACGAUUUCUGGCUUAUAUUAAAGCUACUGUUACAUUUGCCAUAUAUUAAGUGCAAUGAGCCUUUCAAAAUGUGUUGUUAUUUUUAUCCUCAACAAUGUUGCUGUUAGACGUUAAGAAUAUGUUUUCUAUUACGAUCCGUGACUUUCACUUUGUUGAAGAAGAUAACACACCUGUUGUAUACUACUUUAUUGAAAGCUAAAUAUUUUCAUUGUUAUUGUGAACUGCUGACAACGGCUAUAUUCUAAAAAGGAAAACAAGGAACAAAAACUGUUAAUAUAUUUUCGGAGAAGAACAGUAUUAUUUUGAUAUGUCUGUCAAGUUGCUUGCUCUGUUCUAAUUCUAACUGUCAUAAUGCAGAGCUUGAAGCAAAUGAUGCAGAAGUAUGCUUUAUAAGUAUGAAUAUGACAUGGUAUAGAUGUUUGUGUAGGGUGGGAAACUGAUUCACCUACAUCAAUAUGACAGUGGGUAAGUUUGGAUCAAUCCCACUGGAAGUACUGUAGGAUGCAACUAUUUUAUAUGGAUAACUUGGCCUAAGAAGAGGCUCCUGAAUAAGAUAAUGUAGCGUAUGUGUAACGGAUGUGAAAUGGCUAGCUAGUUAGUGGGUACGCGCUAAUAGCGUUUCAAUCAGUUACGUCACUUGCUCUGAAACCUAGAAGUAGUGUUGCCCCUUGCUCUGCAAGGGCCGCGGCUUUUGUGGAGCGAUGGGUAACGAUGCUUCGUGGGUGACUGUUGUUGAUGUGUGCAGAGGGUCCCUGGUUCGCGCCCGUGUUGGGGCGAGGGGACGCCGUAAAGUUAAACUGUUACAUUGAUGCUGUUGACCCGGAUCACUGGUUGCUGCGGAAAAGGAGGAGGUCGAAAGGGGGGUGAGUGUAACGGAUGUGAAAUGGCUAGCUAGUUAGCGGGUACACGCUAAUAGCGUUUCAAUCAGUUACGUCACUUGCUCUGAAACCUAGAGGUAGUGUUGCCCCUUGCUCUGCAAGGGCCGCGGCUUUUGUGGAGCGAUGGGUAACGACGCUUCGUGGGUGACUGUUGUUGAUGUGUGCAGAAGGUCCCUGGUUCGCGCCCGUGUCGGGGCGAGGGGACGGUUUAAAGUUAUACUGUUACAUAUGCUAGUGAUGCACAAUAUGUAUUCAGUUGGAGAAGUAUCGCCAUACGGCCAUGUCAGUGCUUCACACUUGACACACAACUCUUCAACAGUACAGUACUCAUCAUAACCAUGGCUUGGUAGAAAGUGAAUCAUUUAUAAAAUGACAGCCUUCGUGUAAAUACCUCUAACCAGUGCAUCCUUCUUUCCAACAACUUCUCAUUAUUCCACACCUGUUCUGCCCAUUCCUGGCAGGUUUACAACAUGUCUGUUCAGUAGUGAGAAUUGAAUGAGCUGAUUGCAAGUUAAAUUAAUAAUGAGUGGUACAUAUGGUUGCUAUAAAAGGCCAGAUUCAAAAUAGAGCAAACGAUUCUCCUCUGAACUGUUGGCGUUUCUGCUAUGCAAUAUAAUCCACAUCACAAAAAAAUCUACCCAAGAUCUAGAUGAGAAUCAUUGGACCUCCUCCAUUUUUCUUACUGAUGAUGAAUAACAAUAGCAGUUUGAUAGAAGUAGGUGUGAAGGAUGUCUUUCCUGUGCCAAUGUCUGGAUUGUGUUGGUUGUACUAUUCCAUGUACAAUCGAAAUGAGCAUCUUGGGAGAUAUAUUUUUGUUUUUCAAUACUGUUGUACAUUUGACAUAGCCGUAUAAUGUAGUGUUUACUAAGUGAGGAAAUGUGUACAGUGUAAAAAAAACAAAUAAAGAAUAAAAUUACAGAAAUGCAGUAA